This is a messenger RNA of Candidula unifasciata, 849 nucleotides long. NCBI's taxonomy places the organism in Eukaryota, Metazoa, Mollusca, Gastropoda, Stylommatophora, Geomitridae. The record is from the annotation of a GenBank genome assembly.
AUGAUCAACUCUUCAUUCCGAUUUGUCCGUUCCUACGUUGGACCAGUCAAAGCCUGCAUUCUGGACUGGAGUGGUACCACAGCUGACAAAUAUGUCCUGGCACCAGCCGUUGUCUUUGUUGAUGUCUUCAAGAAGCACAAAGUCCCCAUCUCCAUGCAGGAGUCCAGGGGGCCAAUGGGCCUGCGCAAAGAUUUGCAUAUUAAGGCUAUCACUGAACUGCCAGAAGUCAGACGUAGAUGGAAGGAGGUCCACGGCAAAUACCCAGACCAGACCGAUGUGGACAAAAUGUUCAAGGACUUUGUCCCCAUGCAGAUUGAAGUUUUGGCCAAAUACUCUGAGCUGAUCCCAGGCACUGUUGAGGCUGUACGCACCCUUCGCAGCGAGCUGGGCUGCAAGAUCGGAGUCACCACUGGCUUCACAAGGAGCAUGGUGGAUGUCUUGUUGGCUGAAGCCAAGAAACAAGGUUACGUGCCAGAUGUGAAUGUAGCUGGAGAUGAAGUGAUCCAUGGUGCUCGCCCCAAGCCUUUCAUGGUUUACCGCAAUCUGGACCUUCUGGAUGUGCCCAAUAUUCAGUCUGUUGUGAAGGUUGACGACACUGUGUCCGGUGUUGGUGAGGCACUGUCUGCAGGAUGCUGGGGUGUCGGAGUUGCCCGCCACAGCAACUACAUGGACAUCAACAGCCUAGAAGAGGAAGCCCAGUUGUCUGAGGAGGAUAUCCAGAAGAGGGUAGCCCACUCCAGAAGUCUGCUCAUUCAGACAGGUGCUCACUACGUCAUCGACACCAUCAAGGAGCUUCCAGGAGUCGUCGCUGAUAUUAACACCAGAUUGGCAAGAGGAGAGAGACCAUAA